UGUCCGUUUUGUGAACAGUUCCGGAGGUUUUUUUUUUUUUUUUUUAACCGACAGGAGGGAUGGAGACGGUCUGGAGAGAGGGAGGCGCGCCGGUGGGUUGUUGCCUCUGGAAGACGGUGCUUCUUAUUUUCCUGUGGAAAGUGUCUGACAGCCAAGCAGGAGCAGCAGGAGUUGGACCAGGAGGAGGGCCGGACUCCUCCCAACCCCGUUUCUCCUCCUCCCUCCCUACCUACCUCCCCGUCCAAUGCCAGCUGAGCGGUGCUGACUCUGCGUUCUUCCUGCGGGAAGCCAAUCAGGAGGUUAUGCGAAAUGGCAGCCUAUCAUCACGGACUGAGCCCUUCUUCCUCCACCAGCUGGAAGCAGGUGUCGCCGCCCCACAAUCCCUGCCGAGUGUCAAUUGCAGCUAUGGAAACCUCAGCAUUGAGCAGCCAAUCCCCGUGGAGCUGCUUCAGGGUCCACCACCGCAUCUGCUGCUGACCACCAACCAGGUUACUCUAAACUGGAAGGUCAAAGGUCAAGUGGUGGUGCCCAAAGUGGGGUCAACAAGGCCCUGGAUACAGGUACUGUUUUACCUUGUGGGGCGGCGUUGGGACGAGCCUGACCCUCCUCCUCCAGCCCUCCUCCCAUGUGUCAGAGCCUUGGCCAUCCGUGACACAAGUGAAGCAGCACCCUCGGCAGGCUGCCGCCUCAUGGGGCCAUCUGGCAUCUGUGUUGUCCGUCUGGAGAUUCCCCCUGCUUGGUUUACACCACCACAAGUGAGAAAAAGACCUCCUGAAGUGACUCUACCAUCAGUGGAUGUGUAUUACUCAAUUAUACCAGUGGAAGGGGCUGGUCAAGAGUGUCCCUCCAUUGUUAACGAGCCAUGGAGAGGUCAGAGUGCAAACGUCGGGCCUCUUGGAGGCCUGGGCAUGGGCCUCGGGGGACAGUGGAGCCCCCUACUGGAUGGGGGUCUUCAGGACAUGCUAAAAGCUGGUUCUGUGGUAAUGACCAUGGGCCCAGUUUCCGCUAAAGGAGAACGAUUGAGACUGGAUGAAAAUGUGGAGGUUCUGGUGCCACCCAGUCCAGUUCGGCUUGGCAAGACGGUGGCGUUUGGCGUGUACAUGAAGACGGAUUCAAACACGGAACAGUUUACACUGAGGGUGUGGUUCCAGUCAGGCAUCAACUUCCUGGCUGUUAAACCCAGCAACCUCGUCGCUUGGGAGAUCAAACAGGAAAUGGCACUGGGAAGCAGUUCGUUGGCGGUGAUGUGUCAGAGAAAGGCCUACUCCACAGCAGAGAGAUUGGAAAGUCCAUCAUAUGAGGUGAUGCAGCUGGACUUUGAGGUGGAUAAUGUCAUCAACCUGGUGCCGACCCAGACUCUGCACUGGAACAUCGAGUACCCAGCUGGAAUGCAGACAACUUCCAGGCAAACAGAGAAAGUCUCACACCUUUACAUCAGCAACGCCGACAUACAGGGAAUUGUACCGCUGGCUGAGGACACAGAGGUGGUGAACACAGCCAUUCUUACAGGUCGGCGUGUCGCAGUGCCCAUAAAACUGGUUACCGUGGAGACCGACGGGCAGGUGAGGGAGGUGGACGACUCGGUCACAUGCAGCUCUACAGACGUGGACGUUGUCAAGGUUUCCCCAAACUGUGACCAGGUGUUGGUGAACGGUAAAGAAAUGCGUGGUCGUCAGUCUUUGGCAGUCAACUUCACCUACCUGCACCUUUCUGCUCAGCUGCAGCUCACCGUCUGGGUGCCCAAGCUACCUCUGCAGAUAGACGUGUCAGAUACUGAGCUGAGCCAGGUUAAAGGCUGGAGGGUACCAAUUAUCACUAACAAGAGACCUACAAGAGACAGUGAAGAUGAUGAGGAUGAUGAGAGGAAGGGCAAAGGCUGCACCCUACAGUAUCAGUACGCCUUGGUGCGGGUCCUCACCCAUUUUGUCGCAGAACCCUCUGACCCAGGAGGAGAGAUGGUCUACAUGUUAGGAUCGGACUGGCAGGCUGAUAUCACUCAUUUGGUCUUGGACCAGCUAAAGGUAGAAGAUCCUCGCAUUGCCAGACUGAUAGAUGGACGAAUCUUGAUCGGACGGGACCUGGGGAUCACCACUAUACAGGUUCUGUCCCCGCUGUCUGACUCUAUCCUGGCAGAGAAGACUGUGACCGUGUUGGAUGACAAGGUGACCAUCACAGACCUGGGAGUCCAGCUGGUUGCAUCUCUUUCCCUCAGUAUGUCAGCAAGUCCUGGAAAUUACCAAGCUAUACAGCUAACAACUACAGCUACAGACCUGCUACACGCACCUAAACAGGAAGCAGCCAUCAGUGCAUGGAUCCAGUACAGUGACGGUUCAGUGACACCACUUGAUGUCUAUGAUCCUAAAGACUUCCUCCUCUCAGCCGUGUCAUUGGAUGAGAGUGUCAUCUCCAUAACUAAUCAGGAGCAACACUGGCCUAUUGUAGUGGCAGAGGGCGAUGGACAGGCACUGGUUCGUGUAGAGAUGGUCAUCUCUGAGACCUGCCAGAAAUCCAAAAGGAAGAGUGUGCUGGCAUCUGGAGUUGGCAAUGUGAUAGUGAAGUUUGGAACAAAGAGCGAAGAAAGAGGUGUGAUGGGAAGAGGUGGACAAGACGAUGGAGGAGGGAUGGACAACAGCACCAGCGAACAACGAACAAAGGAUGGAGGAGAGUGGAAGUCUAACAGUGCAGCAGUGGAUCGAGAGGAAGGAGCCAUGAGAAAGGUUAGCACAACCACCAAGAGCACAGUAACCCAACGUGCUUCAGGUGGAAAACCAGCCAGUGGAGGCAGCAGCAGCAGCCGUGGCAGUGGUCCCAGCCAAGCAGGGGACUACGGUAGCUAUCCAGCACAAGUGGAGGUACCAGGCACUGGGGAUAGUGAGCUGACCCAGACCACUAGAGGACUGUCAGACCUGGAGAUUGGGAUGUAUGCCCUUUUGGGUGUAUUCUGUCUGGCAAUACUGGUCUUCCUCAUCAACUGUGUCAGCUUUGCUUUCAGAUACCGUCACAAGCAGGUCCCCGUGCUGGAAGCAGGAGGCAACAUGAACCACGCCCAUGACUGGGUAUGGCUUGGCAAUGAGGCCGACCUUUUAGCUGACCACUCUGACCAAUGCCAGGGUGGCCUGCCUGAUGAAUGCACCACCAUCAUUGACCGGAAUGAAGGAGGAUACGAAGAGAACAAGUACCUGCUGAAUGGGGCUGGUAACACCUUGGUGAUGGGCGUGGGCACAGGCAUGGGCACCAUCAGUGGGAGUGGUGGCACAGGGGGACACCGAGGCAUCACCCAUGGACAGACCUUGCCCAGAUCUGUUCCAGAACCACAUCAGUGCCUUUCAGCAAUCACUACAGGUGGCAAAAAUGCCACUGGCCAAGUGGAGCAUCUGAAUAAUUCCCCACGAGCUACAGCUGCAGCUGCAGUUGCAGCCGCCAAACGCAAACGUGUCCAGUUCACGUCUUUUGCCACUGUUCUGCCCAAUGAUAAUUCGGGUGGUGGUGGCCCAUACACCAACUCUUCAGUCUUGGUGACCAAUGGGAGCGAGGAUGACAUCAAGUGGGUGUGCCAGGAUAUGGACCUGGGUCAGUCUGAAAUCAGAACCUACAUGGAGAGGCUACAAGACAAUCUGUGACUGAGGGGAAAGAGACUGAGAAAUGAAGGGGCAGAGGAUGAGUGCAGGAGGGGGAGGAUGGACAAUGAGUACAAUUCACCUGUAAUGCCUUUGCAAUGGAUGAAGGGAGCGAGAAUGGGAGGAAUAUGAGAAUAGUGAAGGGAGCAUGGACUGUGGCGAAGAGUUUAAAAGAUUAUUGAACAGACAGUGUAGGGGAUGCUUACAUUUAGCUCCCCUUAGGCUAUGGAAAGCAUACUUUCAUCACUAGCUCACAGUGAAAUCAAUGGUAGCAAACAACGAAUAACAUUAUGAGUUUGUUUUAUAUUAUUUUUGUAGAAAUAUUAGUGUAAAAAUCAAUUAUAAAGUCACUAUUGGUUAUGAAUGUUUAUUUUCAGAAUACCAGUAAACCAUUGUGCUAUACAAUAAAUUCAGGGUAUGUUAUUGGACAACAUUAUUAAGCCACUAUACAUUUAAAUGAGGAUGGCAGGAAGUGUUUUUUACUCAAAUGGUAUAUUGUCAGCAUUGGCCGUUGAUUGACUAUUGAUAGAUUUAGUUUUAAUAUACAAACCUGUCAGUUACCUGCCAAGUCUGCUGAAUGGUUAUAUAACAAAUGACUGAUUAAGAUUCCUGAAGAAUAGGUUUGCAUCAAAGAUACAAUCUGUUUGUUUUUAUGCUAUCAUGUGACCCAUUUGCAUUUCUCACAAGUAAAAUGUAACAUGUAAAAAAUAUAUAUAUUCCAAGUACUCAACUAUAAGUCAGGCACCAGUGGUAGUUGCCAUUGAGCACUGAAUAUGGGCAAUCUUUUUCUUUCAUCAACAACAAAAUGUGUCAAGAGUUGGAAAAUGACAUACGAAAGACUGUUUCUCCCUUGGAUCCAAGACAGAGGCAUUUAAUCUUGCACAAUUAAAACAGGAAAGGACAUUAGCCAUAUUUGAGGCUUACUUCCUGUUUCCUAAAACCUUCCAGCCAAUGAUGGCUUUCACCCUGUAUUCAGAACCAGUCCUGUCAUCUCCUGGCCCCUCUCCUUGUCACUGAUUGGACAGUAGGAAUUUUGUGAACUAAAGUACACAGUGAAAUACUGUGAAUUACUGUCUGUAAACUAAAGGGGGACCGACUGAGGUGUCUCAUAUAAAAAGGAGGCUGCUUGGGCUUUGCAAAGCCUGACCGAACACUUAAUGAGGAUUAUUUAAAACAGAAACCACGUAGGCAACAAUACAGACCGGAGUACCUACAGUGUUAUACGUGGAGCUAACAGGAUAUAUUGAAUGACAUUACAAUACAAAUGAAAAAUGUGAAGAGUGAAACUCUUGAAUAUCUCACGAAUAGAUAUGGGUUCAUGAAACAUGUUUGUUCUUGCUGAACAUAAUUAUAUAUAUUUUUUUCCUUUUGUUUGUCCUUUUUUAUAAAUAGAAUGUUUUUAUUAUGUUUUUCCUUGUUACAUUUUCCCUCAUUUGGGAAGAUAUUAAUUGUAGCUUUUUAUUUCAGAGAUUUAUUACGAUUUUAAGAAUAUAUGAUUCUUUUUUCUCCUAGAAAACUAUUUAUUUAAAUUAACAUUUGAGAGGGUGAGGACUGAAAGAAGGGUCAAGGGCAAAGAUUGAGACCAAUAGACCUGAUGGUGAACGAUAGCACACAAAGUGAAAGGGCGGAGACAGAACAGGCAGAGGUUGCCUCACCUUCAUUAAGCUCAGGUGACGAGUCAUGAAGAACUGACAAUAAAAAAGGAGAUCUGUAAGAUUGUUAAGAUUGCAAUAUUUAUUUAUAAAUGUGUUACUGUUUCAAAGUACACUGUAUGUUGUAGAUAAAUAAACAUGCUUCAAAGUGCUUGUGAAUAAGAUUGCAGGUCACUAGCCAACAACAUGGUGAUAUUUUGUACAUUUUACAGUGCAAAUAUGGUACACAAUACUAUCUACCAACACAAUGUGAAAGUGAUCUUAUUGGUUCUUUUUCUAAAGAUGUUCCUGUCUUUGUUUAAAGUAUUGAAUGAGUUCUUGUCUUUGUACAGGGUAGGAAUCAGUUUACCUCCAUAACGAGAUGUAAAUGUGGAGGUAAUCCAUCGUGCAUCACACUCAAAAUUGCUUGAGGUUGGUGAGUCCAAGAGAUCCAUUUCAGAAAAAAACAAACAAAUCAAAUGUUGCUGGGUUAGUCCAAAAGAAAACAAAGGCAGAAUCUGGAUUAGUAUAAACAUCUCUAUUUUCACUCAUUUGUUUAACAAGAAUCAUAAUAAAAAUGCAAAUUAAUGAAUCAUCAAGUCUGAAACAGUAUGAAUAGAAGAUUGAAAGGACAGAGAGCUUGGAUAGACAUAGAUAAAGAUACCUGAGCUGACUCCAAAUGGGGGAACUAUAUGGGCUGCACAGCCUCCACCAAAGCAAUAGAUAUUUUGACUGAUGAUGGCGACUAUAUUGUAUGUUCUGGACUCGUACAUAUUACUGUAUCUCACCUACUGUAAUGUAGCUACAAGACUGCUAUGAUUGAAAGGAUCAGUCUAACAGGUACAAGAUUGAUAGUCGCUUAAGGUAGAAGUGUAGCACUGCUCUCAGAUGAAAAACCUUUUGACUUUUAACAUGCUAGAACUGUGAGUUUAAUCAUACUUUACAGGCUGUGACACCCAUUCAACCUGUUGUAUAAUUUUAAAAUUGUAUGGAAUUCCACAAAAAAAAUACAAGGUUAUUUUUGAGAGAUUAUGUUUGGGGCAUUUCAGCUUUUAUUUGAUACCAGAGAAAGACAAAUCUACUGUAUGUAUGUAGCCUUUGUGGAAGGACAGCAAUUUACUGAUUGCUUACUAAGCUACUGCUAAACUUUGGCACAGUUCCUAAGAGGAAUUGUUUUAAAAGCAUAAAGGUUUGGCUUCUUUAUCAUCUUUGCAACUGUCAGAAAUUUUACAGACUGGCCAGGAUAGUAGUUGGUUGCAACUAGUUUUGUAUUAAUUCAUGCUAAUUUGGUUCCACCAAUAACAUCCAACAGAGAGAUUUGAACCCAGAUAACUUUAGGUGCAGAAACAAGAGCACAGUUGGUUUUUAUUUAAGUUUUUUAUUUUCCAUUUUCCUUGCAGAGGCUGUUUCACUGCCUGGAAAUAGAUUCCUCAUAUCUUCUGGCAAUCCAUGUUCUACAGAAUUAUGUUUAUUAUAAUUAUGUCAAUUAUAAGCCAAUGCAGGUAGUAGUAGGAUGUUCAUAUAGCUCAAGGAAAUGCAAGGGUGUGGCGGUAAGGGAGGUGUUUAAUCAUACACUGUGUUCAGUUCAUACUAACAACGUUGAAUUUUUCAAUAUUCAACAUAAUGCUGCACAGGACAUUGCAUUUGACCCGAAAGUCAUGUUACUAAUGCAAAACAGUUUCAUAUGAACAUAUGUCUGACAAGAAUGUUGUUGCUGUCACUAAGCCUUGUUAUACACACUUUGGCUUUGUGUCGACAGAGGAACUGUUCAUGUUGUGCUGCCUUUUUUUUCCGAGAGAAAACAAGGAUUCCUUGUUUUCAGUGGAUGGUUUUACAUUAUUAGCCACUGUAGACGUCCCCUGUCACACCCUGUCUUGCAAUAACACUUGAGUGAAGUGAAUAUACUACCCUAGAACCACGUUAAUUCUCUCUCUAAUCCAACUUGUUUUCAGACUAAUGCAAGUAACUUCUAAUUGUGGAAAUAAAGAACACAUGUCUUCAUCCUCUCGGAUUAAGCCAAUCCACAGCAGUAGUUCAGCCAGAAAGUAAGCAGUAAAAUAUGGGACCUCUACAGUUGCUACAUCAAAAAAAAAAAAAAAAAAAAAAAGAAUGCUAAAAAACAAAUACAUAUUCUCAUAAGCAGUAGAGCUGAGUUCAGUUGUUGUUGUUGUUGUUGUUGUUGUGACAGAAGGAGGUGCACAUGAGCAGCAGUUGAAUGUGCUACAGGUAGAAGAGGUGCCAGUGGACAUGAGCCCUAAAGGUUUUUUAGUUUUAUUUGUUUCUUUUUCUUUUUGCUAUUGUCAUUGUUUAAACAUGGUUCAUGGAGGCCAAUAAAGACCCAUAACCAAAAACUAA
Messenger RNA from Dicentrarchus labrax (European seabass), 7603 nucleotides. RefSeq names its product transmembrane protein 132D. The transcript has 16 exons. The record is from RefSeq and is a predicted model, not a curated record. Lineage: Eukaryota; Metazoa; Chordata; Actinopteri; Moronidae. The coding region runs from base 60 to 3620 and encodes 1186 amino acids.